This is a messenger RNA of Protopolystoma xenopodis, 516 nucleotides long. Lineage: Eukaryota; Metazoa; Platyhelminthes; Monogenea; Polystomatidea; Polystomatidae. The record is from the annotation of a GenBank genome assembly.
AUGCAAAAACAGUCCAUUCGGACAGACUGCAUCCGGUUGCCUCCUAAACCGUUGGUGGCUCUAUUCGUGUCUAGUCACGUUCGGACGGCGUUGAAUGCUUGUGGGUGUGUUGGCCUCGUCCAAAGCCUGACACGACCAGAGUCCAACAAGCCGUGGCUUCUGAAGAGGGCCCUUAUGGCUAAUCCCGAGGUUUUCCCAUUCGGCCUCACUGUUAAAGCUUCCAGACCAGAACAGACACGCACUCACGCAAUAGCGGACAAGCAUACACGUAUCACGACAAGACGAUUGGCCGACCUGGUCACGACAUGUGAUUGUAGUGGGACCGAGAUUGCCUGCUUGUCUCGGUCUCACAGACUCAUUUUUCUUAAUCUUCUCCCUGCUUCCUCCGUCAACUUUUCCAGUCCUUUGCCUACUCUGCUUCUCCGCCUCUUCAUUCUUGCCCAGUCCUUAAAUUGCGAUGGUCAGACUGCUCCGACAACCUCUUGUCCAGAGUUUGAAAACGGCUUACGAUCGUAA